AAACAAAAUUCGCGCAAUGGCGGAAAGCAUGGAAAAAGAGGAUACCUCAAAAAGCAUUGAAGAGGAAGACGAAGGUCUAGCAGAAGAGACAGAAGAUGCAGAAAUGGAAUCCGACAAAUCUGAUUCCAGUGAAUCUGGAGGAGAGAGUGAGGAUGAGGAGGCAAACAAGAAGAGGCUUGAGGAGCUUCAGAAGCAGAUAGAGGAAAAUCCGUACUUUUAUGAUGGACAUACGGAAAUGAUGAAGAUUCUUCGUAACACUGGAGAACUAGAAAAACUGAGGGAAACUAGAGAAAAAAUGAGCCGGUUCUUUCCUCUCACACAAGAACUUUGGUUGGAGUGGCUCAGAGAUGAGAUUCCUUUAGCAACAGAUGAAAGUGAGAGAAAACAUGUAUAUGACCUGUUUGAGAGAGCUGUGAAAGACUAUUUAUCUGUAGAUGUGUGGCUGGAAUAUGUCCAGUUCUGUAUCGGGGGAAUGGGACAGAUUGAUGGAAUUUCCCACAUCAGAGAUGUCUUUGAGCGUGCUUUGUCGUCAGCUGGCAUUCACGUCGCAGCAGGAUCUAGUCUGUGGGAGGCCUACAGGGAAUUUGAAAAUGCUUUGAUGAGUGGUUAUAUGCCACAACCUGGACAAGUAGCCACCCCAGAGCAGGAAGAAAAAUUCAAUGCGCAGCAAGACAGAGUGGUCUCCCUUUUCAAAAGACAGUUAUCUAUCCCCUUGAUGGAUAUGCAGGAGACUAUGGCUGAGUUUAAGGAAUACUUCGAGGAGGAGAUUGAUGAUGGAACUAAAGAUGCUUAUAAUAAAGCCCUUGAAAAACUGGAGAAGUUGACACCGUAUGAAGAAGCUUUGACGGCUGCAGAGUCGCCACGGUUGGAUGCAUAUCUGUCCUACAUUGAUUAUGAGAUGACCCAUGAUGAUCCAGCCCGAAUUCAUAACCUAUUUGAAAGAGCAUUACAAGAAAACUGCUUAAACUCAGAACUGUGGCUGAAGUAUGCUAGAUAUUUGGAUCAUAAAAGACUACAGGUGGAAACCUUGGUCCUUGGGAUGUAUGAAAGAUCAGUCAGAAACUGCCCAUGGUGUUCUCAGUUAUGGCAGCGGUACAUAUUAGCUAUGGAGAGAUUCCACAAACCACAGAAGGAAAUCAAAGAAUUGGUAGACCGGGCGUUACAGUGUGGAUUUAAUUCGGGUGCCGACUACCUGGUUGUGUGGAGUACGUACUGUGACUAUCUGCGACGGAGAAUCAAAUGGGAUCAGGACCAUGAAGAGGACCUGGAAUUAUUCAGAAUAACAAUUGAGAGUGCUGUUGGAUUUUUAUCAUAUUAUGGUGUCGAGGCAGACCCAAAGGGCAGCUUACAACAGUUGUGGGCUGUUAUAGAGGGCAAGUUUUGUAAAAAUAUGACUAGAGCAAGAGAAAUCUGGAAUGACAUCAUGUCGGCAGGAAGAAAUCACGAGGCAACCCUAUGGUUAGAUUAUCUCAAAAUAGAAAGGGCAUAUGGUGAUAACAAACACUGCCGAAAACUUCUUAACCGAGCGCUGAAUGUGGUCACAGAUUGGCCUGAAGGAAUUGUGGAAGCCAUGAUCAACUUCGAAAGAGAGGAAGGAAAUUUAGAACAGUAUGAUGCAGCAGUUACUAAGUGUGAGAUACAUAUGGAUGCAAUCAACAAAGAAAGAAAAGAGGCUGAAAGGGAGGAAAAAAGACAACACAGAAGGCUAGAGAAGAAACAGAAAAGGUUUGAUGUAAAACAGAAAGGAAAGAAAGGAUUUGAGAACAAAGACAGUAAAGAUGAGGACAGAUCUUCACAAAGGGUCAUCGAAAGGAAGCCAGAGACCAAGAAAAGGAAGUCAGAAGAUGAGUCAGGUGAAUUCAAAGUACCAGGAGCGCCAAGCUCAAAGGGACCACCCCCACCUGGUUUCAAGGAGCCUCUCCCUCCAGGAUCUAAGGGACCACCUCCACCUGGAUUUAAAGGACCACCUCCACCUGGAUAUAAAGGGACAGAACCUGCAGCGAAGAAGCAAAAAAUUGAUGAAGAAAAUCCCAACACUGGUGGUAAAGGGGAUGGGCCUAACUCGCAUUCAGAGUUUGUAGAGAAGGCUGAGCAAGAUCCAGAUAAGUCCAAGCGAACAGCCUUUGUCAGCAAUCUGGAUUACUCCAUAGAUGAAGAUAGAAUUGGACAAUUAUUUGCUAAGUGUGGAGAAAUGACGGACAUUCGGCUAGUGAAAAGUAUCAGAGGGAAAUCGAAAGGAUAUGCGUAUGUAGAAUUCAAAGACGAGCUGGGUAUGCUGGAAGCUUUGAAGUUGGACAGAACACCCGUUGAGGGCAGACCAGUUUUUGUCUCCAAAUGUGAAGACAGGAGUCAGAAAAAGGCUCAAUUUAAGUUUUCUACUGAAUUGGAGAAGAACAAAUUGUUUGUGAAGAAUCUUCCAUUUACCUGCUCAAAGGAUGCUCUGUUCCAAAUCUUCAGUGAGCAUGGGCGUGUACGAGAGAUCAGAAUGGUCACAUACAGAAGUGGAGCCCCCAAAGGCUUAGCCUAUGUAGAGUAUGAGGAUGAGCAUGAUGCACAAAAAGCAGUGGUCAAGACAGAUGGUUUGAAGAUUGGUGAACACGAAAUUGAGGUGGCCAUCAGUAACCCUCCACAGAGAGGUACCCCCCUCAGCACCAGGGAGGACACUUCCUUCACACUGGCACUGGGUGGAGGAAAGAAAGAGACCGAAUCGAGAGGAAAGGCUCGUACACAGUUGUCCUUAGUGCCAAGGUCAAUCCAGCGAACACCUGCCAAAAGUGCCAGACCCACAUCUACACCCCCGCCACCCACAGAGACUAAUGGACAGUCAACAGCCAGCACUACAACUACUACCAAAAUGAGCAAUGACGAUUUUAGAAAAAUGCUGCUUAAAAAAUGAUUUCAAUUGUUAGAAUGAAUUGCAGAUAUUAUUUGUUUACUCUGAAUAAAGUACAUAGUACCUUUGGUUUCAUUUGUUCUUGUGAAUGACAUUAAUGCUGAUAAGAAAGAUGAUUGUACUAUAUGAACAUGUCAUGUAAUCUGAUUGGUUAAACAUGAAAUAGAAAAAGGUUUAAUUUUCAUGCUGUUGACUCUAUCAUGGAUAAUACAAAAUUGAAGAUGAUACUAAAGUUGACAUUGCUAGCGUUCUUGGUGAGCACAGCGGUUGGAGGAUCGCUAAGGAGGUGUGUGCACACCGGGAAAACGCACGUGCUCACCGAUGCUUCCCAUUGCAUACGAUGCACGUGCACGGCGAAUGGAUACUUUGAUUGCCUCAGUCUGUGUGAGGACAGAUUUCCAUUUGCGAAAGAUCCAACAUGGAACAUGGCAAGGGUUUUGAGGAGGCGAUAUGACACGCCACCGCCGUUAACUACUACAACGAAAGGUACCACAAACUCGCCACCACCGUUCACCACUAAAGUACCACCACAUCCAGGGACAACUGACGGCCCCACACCGCCCGUAACUGUCACGGUGAACCAUCAUACCAGGUCUCCACCCCCACCAAAAAGUGUGCUUGGGUGAUACUCUGAGGGAUAAAUCGUUGAUAAAUGACAGAUUUCAUAUUUUGUAAACUCAAGUUGUUUUAUAAAGGAAAGAAAAAUGUU
Ostrea edulis (European flat oyster) is the source of this 3602-nucleotide messenger RNA. RefSeq names its product squamous cell carcinoma antigen recognized by T-cells 3-like. The record is from RefSeq and is a predicted model, not a curated record. Lineage: Eukaryota; Metazoa; Mollusca; Bivalvia; Ostreida; Ostreidae. Gene Ontology annotation, biological process: RNA processing. The transcript has 25 exons. Gene Ontology annotation, molecular function: RNA binding; protein binding. Bases 17 to 2896 code for a protein of 959 amino acids.